Molecule: messenger RNA, 1231 nt
Organism: Neltuma alba
Lineage: Eukaryota; Viridiplantae; Streptophyta; Magnoliopsida; Fabales; Fabaceae
Product: aspartyl protease family protein At5g10770-like
Exons: 2
Biological process (GO): proteolysis
Molecular function (GO): aspartic-type endopeptidase activity
Source: RefSeq, a predicted model, not a curated record
CACAGGGAAAUCCUCAAGCAGGACGAAGCCAGAGUGAGGGCAAUCCAGUCCAAGCUUUCCAAGACACAGCUCCGCCAAGAAGAAGCAAAAGUAGCAGAGACUUCGAAGAUGGGGUCAGAAGGGACUCGGCUUCCGGCCAAGUCCGGCCGCCUUCUUGGAACCGGCGACUACUUCGCCACGGUGGGGCUGGGAACCCCCAAAAGAGAUCUGUCUCUCGCCUUUGACACAGGCAGUGACCUAACUUGGACUCAGUGUAAGCCCUGUGCCGGUUCUUGCUAUCCCCAGAAGGAACCAAUCUUCGACCCUUCUAAAUCUUCUUCUUAUUCGAACAUCUCUUGUUCUUCUUCUCAGUGUUCCCUCCUCGUCUCUGCCACAGGAAUUAAGCCAGCAUGUUCUGCAUCAACCAGAGCUUGCAUAUACGGUAUUGAAUAUGGUGAUGGAUCCCUCUCCAUCGGCUACUUCGCUAAGGAAAAACUAACCGUAUCUCCUACCGACGUCUUCGACCAGUUCCUCUUCGGCUGCGGCCAGAGAAACAAAGGUCUAUUCCGGGGCAUUGCCGGAUUGCUAGGCCUCGGUCGCAACGCCCUCUCCUUCGUCGAACAAACCGCCGAAAAGUACCAGAAAAGGUUUUCCUAUUGCCUCCCCUCCAGCCCCAGUACUGUUGGUUUUAUCGCCUUCGGCGGGAGAUUUUCUUUCCGGAACGUCAAGUUCACUCCGUUGUCUACUAUCUCCCGGGUUUCCAACUUUUACGGCCUUGACUUCACCGGAAUAACCGUCGCUGGUAUCAAUCUCGCGAUCUCCCCCUCCGUGUUCUCCUCCGGCACGAUCAUUGACUCCGGCACUGUCAUCACCCGGCUCCCUCCGGCGGCGUAUGGUCCCCUGAGAGACGAGUUCCGGAGACAGAUGUCGAGGUACCCGAAGGCUGAUCCGUUUUCAAUACUGGACACGUGCUAUAAUCUGAAGGGGUACGAAGUUGUUUACAUUCCGACGAUAUCGUUGUCGUUCGCCGGUGGGGUGAACGUGAAGUUGGACGUAACCGGAGUUUUUUUUGUGGUGAGUGUAGAACAGGUUUGUUUGGCGUUUGUAGCGAAUGCGGAUGGAGGAGACGUGGGUACCAUUGGAAAUACACAGCAGAAAACAGUGGAAGUAGUGUACGAUGUUGGUGGUAAAAGGGUUGGAUUUAGACCUCGCGGUUGCAAAUGAUGUUUUCUGCACUGAAGUAAAAAUGUUA